Messenger RNA from Lynx canadensis (Canada lynx), 2152 nucleotides. It is a transcript of the gene ANGPTL7, whose product is annotated as angiopoietin like 7. Lineage: Eukaryota; Metazoa; Chordata; Mammalia; Carnivora; Felidae. The record is from RefSeq and is a predicted model, not a curated record. The transcript is spliced from 5 exons. The coding region runs from base 295 to 1329 and encodes 344 amino acids.
CAUGCACGGCCACAGUGGGGGUGGAGGUGCAGGCAGCAAACAAUAUUUAAGAUGCUGAGUUUGUAGAGCGUUCAGGCUUGGGAAGAAAGGUACAGGGAGCCCAGUUAGGCUGCACUUUUAAACCCAAGCUUUGAGAAAGGCUAAGAAAGAGCAAGGGAGGACAGAAAGCAACAGGGUGGUGAGCCCAUCCGGAGUGAAAGUGCACAGUUGUAAUUUGCUGCAGCUUUGCAGACCUCAGCCGAGCAUAUCCAGAUCCCCCAAAGGAAGAUCCUUCCCCACCCAGGCCCGCGAAAGAUGCUGAAAAAGACUCUCUCAGCUAUGACCUGGCUCUGCAUUUUCAUCACGGCCUUUGUCAGCCACCCAGCGUGGCCACAGAAGCCCCCGAAGCGCAAGACACCCGCGCAGCUCAAGGCGGCCGCCUGCUGUGAGGAGGCGAAGGAGCUCAGGGCCCAGAUGGCCAAUCUGAGCAGUCUGCUGAGCGAACUGAGCGAGAAGCAGGAGAGGGACUGGGUCAGCGUGGUCAUGCAGGUGAUGGAGCUGGAGAGCAGCACCAAGCGCAUGGAGUCACGGCUCACAGACGCGGAGAGCAAGUACUCGGAAAUGAACAACCAGAUUGACAUUAUGCAGCUACAGGCAGCACAGACUGUCACCCAGACCUCGGCAGACGCCAUCUAUGACUGCUCGUCCCUCUACCAGAAGAACUACCGCAUCUCUGGGGUGUACAAGCUUCCUCCCGAUGACUUUCUGGGCAGCCCUGAGCUGGAGGUGUUCUGUGACAUGGAGACGUCAGGCGGCGGCUGGACCACCAUCCAGAGACGAAAGAGCGGCCUCGUCUCCUUCUUCCGGGACUGGAAGCAGUACAAGCAGGGCUUUGGCAGCAUCCGCGGGGACUUCUGGCUGGGCAACGAACACAUCCACCGGCUCUCCAGACGGCCAACCCGGCUGCGUGUGGAGAUGGAGGACUGGGAGGGCAACCUGCGCCACGCCGAGUACAGCCGCUUCGCUCUGGGCAACGAACUGAACAGCUACCGCCUCUUCCUGGGGAACUACAGCGGCAACGUGGGGAACGACGCCCUCCUCUACCACAACAACACGGCCUUCAGCACCAAGGACAAGGACAACGACAACUGCCUGGACAAGUGUGCACAGCUCCGCAAAGGUGGGUACUGGUACAACUGCUGCACAGACUCCAACCUCAAUGGGGUCUACUACCGCCUCGGGGAGCACAACAAGCACCUGGACGGCAUCACGUGGUACGGCUGGCACGGCUCGAGCUACUCCCUCAGGCGCGUGGAGAUGAAAAUCCGCCCAGAAGACUUCCAGCCCUGAGUGCAGGCCUGCCGGGGGGCACGGCCAGGGAAAUGGGGACAAUCGGAGGCUGGGUGAGGGCAGGGAAGGGGAGGAAGGGAGUGGAGAAAGGGUAGGGACGGAAAAUGGCCUAGAAUCUCCAACGAGAGUCUGUCUCUAGGGAGCACAAUAAAACUGAGAGGACAAGGACAUUACAUAAAUGGGGUGAAUUAUUUAAACACGAUGGGCCAUCACACAACUUCCCAGGGGCCUGGCCCGAGUGGGCUCUCUGUGCCUGUGAUCCCUGACAUAUUCACUCAAAGCCUCUCCUUUCCACUUGAUUUUUCUGUGAAAGAAAAGUAAUUGUGACAUCACUGUAUCUCUUUAGUUGAAGGUCUAGGUUAAUGUGAGGGGAGAAAACAGACCCCUUUACUAAAAAGAAUCAUGUGAUUUUGAUCUUCAAGGAGAGGCCUUGGGUGAUGGAGGAAGGCAUAAAAGAGAGGAGUGGCGGGGGAAAGGAGUUUCGAGUUUUAAAUCCAAUUCAAUGAAAUUACCUUCGGUCUACACAUUUUUUCUUUAAAGACAAAAAUUAUUCUGCUGGCAGUGGACUGACCCAGGAGGGAUCUCCAGGGUCCCGGGCCUGGCGGCAGGCCUCUGCCUCCUCCCUGCUCAACGUCAAUCAGGGUGCAGUGUGCUGAAAGGCAGAAGUGGGUCUAGUGGCGGCUGGGGAGUUCCAGUAGGAGGUGGGGAAAGUCCCUCAUGGAUGCUUGCACAAAACUGCCUUAAGAUAUUCAGUCAAUACAGAUAUAUUGGUUUUUAUUUUUUACUUUGUAAGAAAAGGGCUCAAAGAGCUUCCUCUUUUGCC